AGGAAAAAAACAGUUUAUUGAAAAGAAAUUGUACCAUCUUUGAAAUGCAAGAGAAAGGCAAUUAUAUAUUAUUCCAGCCCAGUUGGAAUGUAGAUUUUGUCCACUAGAUGCCAGCAGUGUAUGUGCAAAGUUUUAGACUGCUCUAAUAAACCAUUGCAUUUAUAUUCAAAACUUUGUAUCAAGACUACCCAAAUGUGCCUAAUUGGUUUAUUAAUAACUUUUCAAGUUCAAAACUGUGCACUCUCCUCAAACAAUAGCAUGGUAUUAUUUCACUGUAAUAGCUACUGUAAAUUGGACAGUGCAGUUAGAUUAACAAUAAUUUAAGUUUUCUGUCAAUAUCAAUUUUUCUUGUUAUGUGGACGGAACACCGAUCCCGAAUUAAUAUAUUCAAAAGCCCUUGAUUGUAUAGUGUCUUGUGCGUCAACUCAGUUCAUCUUCACUGCCUGCGGAAUAUUUAAUCCUUAAAUAAGACAAUGGUGAACAAAGAGAGAAUAAUGAAAUGUCUCUCCUGAAAUCAUCCCUUUUCAAACAUCCACUGAUUAAUUAAGUGUUUAACCUUAGAUUAAUAAUAGCCUGGAUUCUGCUGCUUUAAUUUCACUCUGUUUUCGUGACAAUAAAAUAUAGUAUGCUUGACCUUUGAACAUGAUGGAUUAUUGACAGUAUUCAAAAACACAGAUCCAGAACGUCUUAAAAGCCACUAGUGCCUUUGCAUAAAUAUUUUCAUCGAUGGAAAAUUUAUAAGAUCACUCCACGUCGCAGUCCCUUUCUUCUAAAAUUGUAGACUACAUAUCCUAGCUACCUCCCUCCAUUUAACAGCCCUCCAACUCUUUAUUGCUCUGUGCAUCCUAGCCAAGCGCGCGAGUCCGAAAGCAAUUCAGGAUGAUGUCAAUGGAGAGGCGCACCCUCGUUCCGAAUCCAGAGAGAGAGAGAGAGAGAGCGCACGCAGUGUAAGCGCACAGCUGCGUGUGGUGAAGUUUAGUAUACCUCGACUACUUCGCUAGAUUUAAAAAAUGUAUUGGUGUGGGGGAAUAAAUCUGUCUCACUGCGCACGCAAUGCACCAACAUUGUCCAAUGACUGAAGCUUGCGCAUCUACUGAUGACCAUUACUUGAAAUUGUUUUGCACAAUGCGGUGUUGUAUUUAACGUUAUCCCUUUUUGUUGUUUUUAGUCCGCCUGCGCUCUUGGAUCUUUUUUGGAGAUGUCUGAGUUUAACCACUCAAAUGUAUCAGGCGGAAACGCUCCGGACCCGGACUACAAGUGGACGUAUGAAUAUUACGACGAUGAUGAGCCUGUUUCGUUCGAGGGACUCAAAGCGCACCGAUAUUCCAUCGUGAUAGGCUUCUGGGUGGGCCUGGCUGUCUUUGUCAUCUUCAUGUUCUUUGUCCUGACGCUUCUCACCAAGACAGGAGCUCCACAUCCCGACACCAUGGACAGCACCAGGCGUGUUAGUGGCAGAGCCUUACACAGACUGGUUAGUUCUGCUUCAGCACCACAGAGAGCGCCUGGUUCCGAGUUUCUAUUGGUUUUCUUCUCUGUAAAUGAGACAAUUCUCCCUCUCAGUCUCAGUGCAGUCUGAUGUUUGAUGACUUCUUAGUAAAUGAUUCUAAUUAUCAGCAGCCCUCUUCCCUUGUAUUCCGUGCUUCUACACCUGCAUUGCUUGCUGUUUGGGGUUUUAGGCUGGGUUUCUGUACAGCACUUUGAGAUAUCAGCUGAUGUACG
Messenger RNA from Oncorhynchus keta (chum salmon), 1719 nucleotides. Its product is annotated as melanocortin-2 receptor accessory protein 2A-like. Lineage: Eukaryota; Metazoa; Chordata; Actinopteri; Salmoniformes; Salmonidae. The coding region runs from base 1199 to 1576 and encodes 125 amino acids. Gene Ontology annotation, cellular component: endoplasmic reticulum; plasma membrane. Gene Ontology annotation, biological process: regulation of adenylate cyclase-activating G protein-coupled receptor signaling pathway; protein localization to plasma membrane. The transcript is spliced from 3 exons. The record is from RefSeq and is a predicted model, not a curated record. Gene Ontology annotation, molecular function: type 3 melanocortin receptor binding; type 1 melanocortin receptor binding; type 5 melanocortin receptor binding.